AGAGAUUAUUUAUUUCUCUGGGGGAGAGAGAGAGAAGGAGGGAGGGACAGACAGCAGCAUUGCUCGCCGAUAGUCUUGUCAGAAACUGCGCCGAUCUAAUGCGUCUCUCAUAAACGCGCCAUUAACAGUCGACCAAGGGCUCGCCGUCUUCAAAGUUUGGAUUUCCUCAUCCAUCCCGUGCGUACUCUGUGCCAAUCCGAGCAGACGACAGGUUUGGAACAACAUGAGAGUGGAUGCUGUCAUGCCAUUUGGGUGCCUUGCUCUGCGAGAUGGGCGAACAUACAACAGCCUGUCAGACAUCACUGACAAAUACGAGAUCGGACAGGUCCUCAAGGCGAAAGAAUUUUGUGAGCUGUGCCUGGUGAAGGAGCGACAGACGGACAAGGUUUAUGUGUGCAAGAAAUUCCUCAAGAAGGAUGGCAGGAAAGUGCGGAAGGCAGCCAAGAACGAGAUCAUGAUCUUGAAAAUGUACGUGGUGACUCAAAACAUCAACAGAUGACGCAGGGUUUUGUGAGAGCUCUCAUCUGAGAGGACAAAGAGAGAAAUUCAAGAGAUUGCACAAAAAUCAAAAUUAGGCCUGCUUGUAGUUUGAUACUUAAUAGUAUGUCGAUCAGAUUUCCAAGAUGGAAACCGGGGACAUUUUCCAGUGGUCAAGACAGCAUUAAAAUCUUAAUUAUGUUUAAAAAAAAUAAGACAAUACAUUUCAUAUAUUUUUAUUUUCAAUUAAUAUCGGGGUUGUUUAAGAAAAAUGGAUAUCUGAGCAUCCUACUUAAAGGGAUAGUUCACCUUAAAAUUUAAAUUUGCUAUUAAUUCACCCACCCUCACGUCAACCUGUAUGAUUUUUAGCUGAAGCUUAGGUGAUUUAAAUAGUGCAAGUCAAUUAUGUGCACAAUGUGUUCACAUGCACGUUUUUGCUUAUUAUGCUACAUACGAUAUACUUGGAUUUCUUUUGUCGGUUAAAGGUCAAAAAUGGCUUAAACAAAGUCUGAUUGGAACAGGUCAUUUUUUUCAAAAUGUAUUUCACACUGCUUGUAAUCACCUUUAUCAGCAUUCUAGCAGUUUAGUUCAUGUGCGCAUAUCUAAUUGGAUUCCUUCCAAUUG
Danio rerio (zebrafish) is the source of this 1101-nucleotide messenger RNA. Lineage: Eukaryota; Metazoa; Chordata; Actinopteri; Cypriniformes; Danionidae. The record is from RefSeq and is a predicted model, not a curated record.